Messenger RNA from Cucumis melo (muskmelon), 2818 nucleotides. RefSeq names its product respiratory burst oxidase homolog protein B. Gene Ontology annotation, molecular function: peroxidase activity; NAD(P)H oxidase H2O2-forming activity; calcium ion binding. Gene Ontology annotation, cellular component: plasma membrane. The coding region runs from base 1 to 2670 and encodes 889 amino acids. NCBI's taxonomy places the organism in Eukaryota, Viridiplantae, Streptophyta, Magnoliopsida, Cucurbitales, Cucurbitaceae. The record is from RefSeq and is a predicted model, not a curated record. The transcript is spliced from 12 exons.
AUGGAGAGUCAAGAAAACAAACCUACGGAUUCAUGUUCAGAUACAGAGAGCAUAGGAAGUUCCAAAAGAGUUGGCUUCAGCGGUCCAUUAACGGGACCUUCCGUCGCCUACAAAAGAACAAACAGCUACAGUAGUAGUACAAGAAGCACCAUGAGAAUCAAAGACGAUGAUCAGUACGUCGAGAUUACCUUAGACGUUCGUGACGACACAGUCUCCGUUCAGAACAUCAGAGGAGGAGAUUCAGAAACAGCAAUGCUAGCAAGCCGAUUGGAAACAAAACGCCCAACGCUAGGCUCUCAAUUAUCAUUCAAAUUGAAGCAAGUUUCGCAGGAAUUAAGACGAAUGACUUCCUCUAAAAGCUUCAAUAGAAUCGACCGAACCAAAUCCGGUGCUAGUCGUGCCUUAAAUGGCCUACGAUUCAUGACCAAAAGCGUCGGAAGUGAAGCUUGGUCAGAGAUUGAGAAUCGAUUCGAUAAACUCGCUAUUAACGGAGAGCUUCCAAAGUCGUUAUUCGCAAGAUGCAUAGGUAUGAACGAGUCGAGUGAGUUUGCUGGUGAGUUGUUCGACGCGUUGGCUAGAAGAAGAGGGAUAAGUUCGAACUCCAUAACUAAAGGGGAACUGCGUGAAUUUUGGGAGCAAAUUAUUGAUGAAAGCUUCGAUGCAAGGCUUCAAAUCUUCUUCGAUAUGGUGGACAAGAAUGCUGACGGUCGCAUUACCGAAAAAGAAGUCAAAGAGAUUAUUGCAUUGAGUGCUUCAGCUAAUAAGUUGUCAAAAAUUCAAGAUGAAGCUGAAGAAUAUGCUGCACUAAUUAUGGAAGAAUUGGACCCCGAUAAUCUCGGUUACAUCGAGCUAUACAACUUGGAAAUGCUAUUGUUGCAAGCUCCAAACCAAGCAACGGCGCCGAACCGUGUCACGGACAGCCGAGUGUUGAGCCAACUUCUAAGCCAAAAGCUAGUGCCCACAAAGGAGUACAACCCCAUCAAGCGAACAUACCGCUCACUCCGUUACUUUGUUGAAGAUAAUUGGAAGCGCAUUUGGGUUUUCUCUCUAUGGCUCGCCAUUUGCGCUGGUCUAUUCGCUUGGAAAUUCAUUCAGUAUCGCCAUCGAGCCGUCUUCCAUGUUAUGGGUUACUGCGUCACCACUGCCAAAGGCGCUGCCGAGACCCUUAAGUUCAAUAUGGCUAUUAUUCUUCUCCCUGUUUGUAGGAACACUAUUACUUGGCUCCGAAGUAAGACCAAGCUUGGCUCUGUUGUCCCUUUUGAUGAUAAUGUCAAUUUCCACAAGGUAAUUGCUGUUGGCAUCGCCAUUGGAGUCCUUUUACAUGCUGGAGCACAUCUUACCUGUGACUUUCCAAAGCUACUCCAUGCGACGGAUGCGGAAUAUGAACCAAUGAAGCCGUUUUUCGGUGAAGUGCGACCGAAUAACUAUUGGUGGUUUGUGAAGGGGACGGAAGGGUGGACUGGGGUGGUGAUGGUGGUGCUAAUGAUCAUAGCAUUCACCUUAGCUCAGCCAUGGUUCCGCCGCAACCGCCUUAACUUACCAAAAAUCAUCAAGAGACUCACAGGGUUCAAUGCCUUCUGGUACUCUCACCAUCUCUUUGUCAUUGUCUAUGUCCUCUUCAUCAUCCAUGGCUACUACCUCUAUCUCUCCAAGAAAUGGUACAAAAAGACGACAUGGAUGUAUCUAGCUGUCCCAGUCUUGCUAUACGCAUGUGAAAGAUUGAUUCGUGCAUUUCGAUCAGGCUACAAAACAGUGAGGAUCUCAAAGGUUGCUGUUUAUCCUGGAAAUGUUUUGGCAUUGCAAAUGUCAAAGCCCCAUGGAUUCAAAUACACAAGUGGCCAAUACAUAUUUGUGAACUGUUCUGCUAUUUCUCCCUUUCAAUGGCAUCCAUUCUCGAUUACAUCGGCUCCUGGGGAUGAUUACUUGAGUAUUCACAUUCGCACUGUAGGAGAUUGGACUUCCCAACUCAAGACCAUUUUCUCAAAGGUAUGUCAGCCUCCAUCUGUUAAUCAAAGUGGUCUUUUGAGGGCUGAUAUUGGCCAAAGCAGCAACAAAAUCAGAUUACCAAGGCUGUUGAUAGAUGGACCUUACGGAGCUCCAGCACAAGAUUACAAACAAUACGACGUUCUUCUUCUCGUAGGGCUGGGGAUCGGCGCCACCCCACUGAUCAGCAUCGUCAAGGAUGUACUCAACAACAUCAAGGAGCAGAAAGACAUCGAAAAUGGCGUUGCUGAUAAGCAAGCGAAGCCUUUUGUCACCAAGCGAGCUUACUUCUACUGGGUGACAAGAGAGCAAGGCUCAUUCGAAUGGUUUAGAGGCGUCAUGGACGAAGUCGCGGAGAACGAUCGAGACAGAGUGAUUGAACUGCACAACUACUGCACCAGCGUUUACGAAGAGGGUGAUGCUCGGUCUGCCCUCAUUACCAUGCUUCAAGAUCUCAACCACGCCAAGAACGGUGUCGAUAUUGUGUCCGGGACAAGGGUGAAGACUCAUUUUGCUAGACCCAACUGGCGAAAUGUCUUGAAACAUGUUGCUGUUAACCACCCUGAUCAAAGAGUUGGGGUGUUUUACUGUGGAGCACAAGGACUAGUCGGAGAGCUAAGGAGAUUAUCACAAGACUUUUCUAGGAAAACAACCACCAAAUUUGAUUUCCACAAGGAGAAUUUUUAGAGUAUAAUUAAAUUGAAAUUAUAUAUUUUUUUUUUAUAAAGAAAUGAUAUUUUUAAGAAAUUGUAAUAUAGUGUUAUUCAGUUGGUAUUAAUAUUGGGUAUAUUACCAAUAUGUGUUUAUUUAGUAGUUCUACACAAAAUUUUCAUAA